Messenger RNA from Polistes canadensis, 909 nucleotides. Its product is annotated as zinc finger protein 189-like. Gene Ontology annotation, biological process: regulation of DNA-templated transcription. Gene Ontology annotation, molecular function: DNA-binding transcription factor activity, RNA polymerase II-specific; RNA polymerase II cis-regulatory region sequence-specific DNA binding. The transcript has 4 exons. The coding region runs from base 1 to 909 and encodes 302 amino acids. NCBI's taxonomy places the organism in Eukaryota, Metazoa, Arthropoda, Insecta, Hymenoptera, Vespidae. The record is from RefSeq and is a predicted model, not a curated record.
AUGACAAUACCGACUGCUACUGCUUCUGCUUCUGCUCCUAUUGCUGGUACUGGUACUGGUACUGGUUACUGGAUAUUGAAUUCGGAAAGAUCUUUGUUGUCAUUUCAAGCAAAGGACGGCAUAAGUCAGAAGGAAAAGGAGAAAUAUUUCGUGGAUGCAGUCGCUGGACCAUCGACCUGCAAAUGUUUCAAAUGGUAUACCAUAGAAGAAUCAAAAUCAUAUCCGAUAGACGAUAAUACAAAUAAUUUAGAAGUAAUAGAUCUGUCAAUUCGUGAUUGUAAUGUUCAAUCGGUAACGAAAGUUAAAGUUAAAGAAAGUGAGGAACAGAAAGAAAGUUUGGAUCAAAAUGUUGACGAUCAAAUGUAUCAAUCAUCGAUAGAUCCUGCUGACAAAUUAAAGGACACGUUUCUUUACAAGAUCAUGACAGAUCCGACGUUUUUAGAAAAUAUACAAAAACAGAGGCAACAAUUGCAAGCGAAAAAACCAAUUUGUCCAUUUUGCCAUGAGGAAUUUUCGAAUUAUUUACAAUUGAGCGAGCACAUGGACGGUAAGAUUAAUUCAGAAACGAAUAACGAAAUAACGUGCUGCGUCUGCAAGAAAAUAUUUUCCCGUAAAAGAUAUUUGCGUCAUCAUCAAAAAUCCCAUUUGGAAAAGAACAAAUUUACCUGCGACAUUUGUACGAAAAAAUACACGCGAAUGGACAAUCUAACACGUCACAAUACUUUUCACGUGAAUCCCGAUAAGUUUCCGUGCACGUCAUGCGAAAAAACUUUCGCGCGAAAGGACCUACUUAACAAACACCUGAAGUGUCACGAAAAUAAAUUGCGCUUUUAUUGCGAGGAUUGUGACAAAUAUUUCAAAGGUCAGGUUACCUUGGAAAAUCAUAAAAAGCUUCAUCACGUCGAUUAA